GGCUCUGACCAGUCGGCAGACAAAUCCACGUUCUUCACUCCGCGCUCUGCUGUCCGAGACAAAACAGCAACGGUAUGCCGCGCCGUACCACAGGUAUCCCGAUCUAGUCGCAAACGAAACGAUAAGUUCUUUGUGUGUCGAAACUCGAAUGAUUUUCGAUUGAGGUGCGGUAUCGAGUGUGCUAUUUUCGCUGACAGUUAAACAAGCGAGUAAAGGUGUGAAUAUCUGAAUAACACCUAAAAUAAUUCGAGUUUAGUGAACUUGGCGAAAGAGAUUUGGGUUCGUGACUAUGUGAUGUUUUCGGAGGAGUGAUCUCAAAGUGGUCGCGAAAAUAUGGGAUUUUCUACGAAUCUGCAGGGCAAGAUCGCUCACGAGGCACUGCUGUCCAGACAGGAUGCGGAGUUGAGACUUCUGGAGUCGAUGAAAAGAUGCAUCGUUAUGAAAGUGAAGUGCGACAGGGAUUAUGCUGUGGCUCUUAGUUCCGUUGCUUCCCAGGGGUUGAAGUUUGAUAGAAGCGAUGAGUUAUCAGGUAGUUUGGUGUCAUCCUCCUGGCGAAACAUAAUGGAAGAAAUGGACAGCACCGCAAAACUGAUCCGCCACAAUGCCGACAGCAUCGAGAGCAAAUCUCUGGACGCGCUGAACACUCUGUACGCGGAAAAAAGAAAGGCCAGGAAGGCGUACCAAGAGGAGCACGCUAGGAUUCUGCAUCAAUUCACACAUUUGUCCGACGAAGUCACAAGAAAGAAAACCGAAUAUCAAAAAUAUCUGGAAUUGUACAAACUGAUGCGCUGUAAAUUCGAAGAACACUAUGUUAAGUCUGGUCGAGGAGGAAGGAAGCUUGACGACGUUAGAGACAAAUACCAAAAAGCUUGCAGGAAACUGCAUCUCACGCAUAACGAAUACGUAUUGCUACUUUGCGAAGCUGUCGAAUUUGAAAAAGAUUUCAGGACUGUACUACUUCCAGGAUUGCUGGAACAUCAACAGUCUUUACAAGAAGCGUAUAUCUCCACCUGGAAACAAAUUUUGAAUGAUGUCGCCAAUAAUUCGGACUUGACAUCAGAGAAAUUCAGAGAAAUCCAGAAGAAAAUAGAAAAUAGUAUCGACAGUAUCAAACCCUGUGAUGAAUACAAAGACUUUACGGAUAAACACAAAACAACUCCAACCGAACCAAUAAAAUUCAUUUUCGAUGAAAGUUUAGUAGAAGAUUCAGCCGGCAAGCUCUUGCCCAACCAGUUGACCGUAGACAAUCUGACAGUUGAGUGGCUGAGAAAUAAGCUGAAUGAUCUAGAAGCCAGUAUAAAGGAAAAUCAAGAAAAACGUUCAGCAAUCACGAUCAGCCACGAGGGACUAGCGAACGGAAAAAAUUCACCAAAUAAUGAAAUAAAUAAUAGGCUCUCGACCAUCAGCGUAGACACCUCUAAGAAAGAAAUAAACGAACUGAAGUGCCAAGAGAGGAAGAUGCUGAAGCAAACAGAACUGAUAAAAGGUGCCUUGAAUGAAUUGGGUUGCGAGGAGGCACCCACAGCUUGUGAUCUAUCCAUUGAUAACCAAACUUUUAUCAGUGUAUCUUCUGAACAGGGUGAUGGUUGUCAGAGCACGGUAGUUAAGCAUAGUAUAUUCGAACCUCAAAGGAUAGUCAGUAUGUUACGCAAGCCAUUCAGACGGAAAUCUGCUCCGUCUUCGCCCGUAGCUCCCCCUCGUACUAAAGGCAGGAGGGAGUCCGCCUCUCAUAGCGAAGGGGGAGAUCCCGUAUCACUCACUACAAAUAAAUCCUUGGUGGAAGAAGAAUGGUUCCACGGAGUUCUACCAAGAGAAGAAGUAGUCAGACUGCUUACCUCGGACGGAGACUUCUUAGUUCGGGAAACCACAAGAAAUGAUGAAUGUCAAACGGUUUUGUCUGUAUGUUGGGGAGGGCAUAAACAUUUCAUAGUACAAACUACAACCGAGGGUCAUUUUCGAUUUGAAGGACCAGCAUUUCCUAGCAUAAGGGAGCUGAUUCUCUACCAAGUCAAUAGUGGUUUACCAGUAACUGGUAGAUCAGGUGCCAUUUUACACAAGCCAAUUCCUCGUGAGAUAUGGGAACUCAAUAAUGAUGACGUCAUAUUAUUAGAUAAAAUCGGAAGGGGUAACUUUGGCGAUGUGUACAAAGCACAGUUAAAAAACAACAACGAAAUAGUAGCUGUGAAAACGUGUAGGGUAACUCUGCCAGAGGACCACAAGAAAAAGUUUCUUCAGGAGGGCAGGAUCCUCAAACAAUACGAUCAUCCCAACAUUGUGAAACUGAUAGGGAUUUGUGUACAGAAACAGCCGAUUAUGAUUGUCAUGGAGUUAGUACCAGGAGGUUCUCUAUUGACAUUUUUGAGAAAAAAGACAUCUAAUCUGACAGAAGGGCAGCUCAUGAAGAUGUGCUUGGAUGCUGGGGCUGGAAUGAGAUACUUAGAAUCCAGAAACUGUAUUCAUAGAGAUUUAGCUGCACGUAACUGUCUCGUAGGCUACAACAACAUAGUUAAAAUCUCUGAUUUUGGUAUGUCCAGAGAAGAGGAAGAAUACAUAGUAUCGGACGGAAUGAAACAAAUUCCAAUCAAAUGGACUGCUCCGGAGGCACUCAAUUUUGGAAAAUACACCUCUUUGUGUGAUGUAUGGAGUUAUGGAAUUCUGUGUUGGGAAAUUUUCUCAAAAGGAGGCACUCCUUACAGUGGGAUGAGCAAUUCCAAAGCUAGGGAAAAGAUUGACAGUGGUUAUAGAAUGCCAGCUCCAGAGAAUACACCAGACGAGAUGUAUCGAUUGAUGUUAAGGUGCUGGGAGUACAAGCCAGAAAACAGACCAAAUUUUGAACAAAUCUAUAGUGUUGUUGAAACACUGUGUAAUGCUUAUAGAGUGUCUUUUUGUUGACAUUCAUGAAAAAAAAUCUUGGUUUUAAAUAUUUCUGUGAUUAUCUCCACACUGAUGUGGAAAAAUUACGAAGGAGAUUGUAGAAUUUUACUACAUAGAACGCCAUUUGAAAACCCGACUGUCGAGAGAGUUUUUUGUAAAGUGCCAUACUGUGCAUAUUUUAGUAUGAUGAAUGGGUACUUCUCAUAUUUAAAAUUUCAUAAUUUCCUUCUUUGUGCAAUUCUUUUGAAAAUAUCACUUGAAUAUAUCAACUUCAAUGACAACUCUAUUUUUUUCUUUUUUGUUGAAACUCUUAAACUUGUAUAACCUCACUAGGUGAAAUAUUUUCCAUGUUAUAUAGUCUAGCAUCUUUAUUACUUAAAAGUUUUAAAUAUGAUCUGAAUGAGUGCAGUUGUUUAAUGUUACUGUGAUGAUUGAUGUAAAAUAAUUUUUAUUGUAACAAAUAUACAAUUUUUUAUGUUUUAA
Molecule: messenger RNA, 3357 nt
Organism: Leptinotarsa decemlineata (Colorado potato beetle)
Lineage: Eukaryota; Metazoa; Arthropoda; Insecta; Coleoptera; Chrysomelidae
Gene: FER
Product: tyrosine-protein kinase Fer
Biological process (GO): peptidyl-tyrosine phosphorylation
Molecular function (GO): non-membrane spanning protein tyrosine kinase activity; ATP binding
Source: RefSeq, a predicted model, not a curated record